AUGGCCAGCAAGGCGGUCAAGGAUAUGGCGCGUACAACCCUUACGGACAAGCCGGCAAUCCUUACUCUCAAGGGGGCUACGAAGGUGGCCAGGGCUACAAUGAUCAGCCUGCAUACGGCGGCGACAGACCACAAGCGCAAGAGCAAGGAGGUAGCUAUUACGCUGAUGAGGAACAUCGUACUGGUGGUACUGGAGGUCCCGGUGGAUAUGGUACGGAUCACUCCUUUGGUCCUCUUGUAUACUUUGAUUCCCGGCUAA
This is a messenger RNA of Capronia epimyces CBS 606.96, 258 nucleotides long. RefSeq lists its product as uncharacterized. The coding region runs from base 1 to 258 and encodes 85 amino acids. The transcript has a single exon. NCBI's taxonomy places the organism in Eukaryota, Fungi, Ascomycota, Eurotiomycetes, Chaetothyriales, Herpotrichiellaceae. The record is from RefSeq and is a predicted model, not a curated record.